Polypterus senegalus (gray bichir) is the source of this 15385-nucleotide messenger RNA. RefSeq names its product FAT atypical cadherin 1a (gene fat1a). The record is from RefSeq and is a predicted model, not a curated record. Gene Ontology annotation, cellular component: plasma membrane; catenin complex. The transcript is spliced from 28 exons. The coding region runs from base 566 to 14368 and encodes 4600 amino acids. Gene Ontology annotation, molecular function: cadherin binding; calcium ion binding. NCBI's taxonomy places the organism in Eukaryota, Metazoa, Chordata, Cladistia, Polypteriformes, Polypteridae. Gene Ontology annotation, biological process: homophilic cell-cell adhesion.
CACUUUUCCCUGUUCGACAAAGACGGCACUUCUGUAAACUGAAAUCUUUGAAUAGAGGAUAUAAGUCUGCCUUCAGUCGGCACUGCUUCAAAUAUUACACUACUCCCUGCAUUUGUUAUUUUGCGUGCCUAUUUGUUUGGUGGUCAGAUUCUCCUGCAACGGCGUAUUCAUCUCGGGGAAAGAAUCCACAGGAAAAAGGGAAAGCACCAAGCAGAAGUCCAUCUAGUGAGGAUUAAUGACAUCAGAGCCGAGGGAGCGCUGGUAUCCCACAGAGAAACUCAACCGCUUUUCCUUCGCAGAGUUGGCGAAGCUCUCUGCCAAGCGACCCAACUCCGCCGUUCCCAGGUCGUUAUAUACAACGUGUCUUUCGCUACCCGCUCAGGCACUGGAAGUGUGGCUUUACUGGAAUUUCUUUCCCUUGGCUCGAUUUUUACGAUUAGACUGCAUUAAUGGAAAGAAUGUCUGACCGCAUAAUUCGUCAACAGCUAUCAUCGUUUAUAUCUGAAGUGGACUAACUUGAAAUAAACCAAGCUGGACUGGUUUGGUGAAGUUACACUGUGCCAUCAUGGAAAAACACUUGGCUACAAUUCUGUCAGUGUUGCUUCUGCACUUACUGAACAGCUGUAUAGGGAACCAAAGGAUAGAGCAAAAUUUGUCCAUGCAGUUUACCCAUCAUAUUUAUAAUGCCACAAUCUAUGAAAACUCUGCAGCUAAGACAUUCUUAGAAAGCCCAGUAAAAAUUGGUGUUUACCUUACUAUUCCCACAUGGGAUAUACGAUACAAAAUUGUUUCUGGGGAUAAUGAAAACCUGUUCAAAGCUGAAGAAUACAUUUUGGGAAAUUUCUGUUUCUUGAGAAUACGGACCAAAGGUGGAAGUGCAGCAAUCUUAAACAGGGAAGUAAAAGACCACUACCUUUUAACUAUCAAGGCUGUUGAAAAGAAUACCAAUGCUGAGUCGCGCACAAAUGUUAGAGUGCAAGUACUUGAUACAAAUGACCUGCGACCCCUCUUUUCACCAACAUCUUAUAGUGUUUCACUGCCUGAAAAUACACCUUUGAGAACAAGUAUUGCCCGGGUUACUGCUACUGAUGCGGACAUUGGCACUAAUGGAGAGUUUUACUAUAGCUUUAAAGAUCGUACAGACUUAUUUGCCAUUCAUCCCUCUAGUGGAGUGAUAACAUUGACCGGGAAGCUUGAUUACGCUGAAGAAAAAAAUUAUGAGAUGGAGAUCCUAGCCAUUGACCGUGGAAUGAAACUCUAUGGUAGCAGCGGCAUUAACAGCAUGGCCAAACUGUCUGUCUAUGUAGAGCAGGCAAAUGAGCAUGUACCUGUAAUAACUGCAGUCACUUUGGUCCCUUCAGAUAAUGAUAAAGAUCCCACAUAUGCAGUAGUUACAGUGGAAGAUAAUGAUCAAGGGCCAAAUGGGGAAAUAGCCUCUUUAAGCAUUGUGGCAGGUGAUCCCCUUCAGCAGUUUAAAACAAUAAGAUCAAGCCCAGGAAGCAAGGAAUACAAAAUAAAAGGAAUUGGUGAAAUUGAUUGGAGUAGUCAACCUUUUGGAUUUAAUCUUACCUUGCAAGCAAAGGAUAAAGGGAAUCCCCCACAGUUUUCCUCAGUAAAGGUUAUUCAAGUCAUGUCCCCUCAUUUUAAAUUAGGACCACCAAGAUUUGAGAAACCAGUUUACAGGGCAAACCUAAGUGAAUUUGCCCCUCUUCAUACUCCAGUUUUAAUGGUUAAAGCAGUACCUAGGUACCCCCAAAUAAAAUACAUUUUCAGACAUAAUUCUGACAAAAACAGAUUUUCUAUUAAUCCUAAUACUGGUCUGAUCACAGCUAAUGGACCAAUACAGGCAGAGCAUGCAAACCAGAUAGAGCUUGAAGUUAUAACCAGUGACAAAAAGGCCACAACCAAAGUUCUUAUUGAUAUUUUAGACAUGAAUAAUAAUGCUCCUGAGUUUCAGCAGACAUCUUAUAAGGCCACUGUGGAUGAGAAUGUGCCAAAAGGGACAAGUGUGUUAAGUGUAAGUGCAAAUGACCUUGAUGAGGGAGAGAAUGGUUAUGUGACAUAUAGCAUUGCCAAUCUAGCUUCACAACCUUUUGUUAUUGAUUAUUUUACUGGUAUCAUUAAUACGUCAGAAGAUCUGGAUUAUGAACUCAUGCCAAGGAUUUACAAUUUGAGAAUCCGUGCUUCUGACUGGGGCUCACCAUACAGACGUGAAACUGAAGUUACAGUUACUAUUACACUGAAUAACUUAAAUGACAACAAACCACUGUUUGAGAAGGUAGAUUGUGAAGUGACAGUCCCAAGGGAACUUGUUGUUGGAGAACAAAUUACUACAGUAUCUGCUAUUGAUGCUGAUGAACUGCAGCUGGUCCGUUAUGAAAUUCAGUCUGGCAAUGAGCUAGAACUUUUUGAACUCAAUCCUAGUUCUGGUGUUCUUUCCCUCAGGCAGACCCUAAUGGACGGAGAUGCUUUAAAGGUUUCAUUUCAUACUUUACAAAUUACAGCAAAUGAUGGAGGAAACAUCUCACCUCCAAUGGUGAUAAACAUCACUGUAGUAACAAGUAGAAAACCAAUUCAGUUACAGUGCAAGGACACUGGAGUGGCAAAAAUGCUGGCUGAAAAGUUGCUUCAAGCAACAAGACUUCAUAAUCACCCAGAACCUGAAGAUCAUUUCCUAGAUAUUCAUUCAGUGAAUCGCUAUACCCCACAGUUUGAUGGCUCCUUUCCUUCUAUUAUUGAAGUUAAAGAAGACCUUCCAGUUGGAGCCAGGGUCAUACACAUAAGAGGGACUGAUUCAGACAGUGGCUUUAAUGGAAAGUUGAUUUAUGUCAUUUCAGGCGGCGAUACAGAUAGCUGUUUUAUGUUGGAGAUGGAGACUGGAUGGUUAAUGAUAUACUCUCCAUUGGACAGAGAAGCAACUAACCACUACACACUAAAUGUCACAGUGUACGAUCUAGGAAUACCUCAGAAAUCUGCCUGGCGCCUCCUGGAUGUGAAUAUUUUGGACACAAAUGAUAACAAGCCUCAAUUUCUGCAGGAUAGCUAUUUGGUUGAAAUAAGUGAAAAUAAGGAUGUGGGAAGUGAAAUUAUUCAAGUUGAAGCAACAGAUAAGGAUCUUGGCCUUAAUGGCGAGGUCCGGUAUUCUCUUUUUGCAUAUACUGAUGUAUUUUCCAUUGACAGUGAAACAGGACUUGUAAAGGUUAUAAGCCCCCUGGACAGAGAAACUCAUCCAGUUUACCAUUUGAAAAUAGUUGCAAAGGAUCAAGCGCAAGAAGGGCCACAGUUGCUUUCAAGUGUAAUUUUGAAAGUGAUUUUGGAAGAUGUUAAUGACAAUUCCCCUAAAUUUAUUCCUCCCAAUUACCAUGUCAAAGUGAGGGAAGAUCUGCCUGUUGGCACAGUCAUCAUGUGGCUAGAUGCUCAUGAUCCAGAUAUAGGACAGUCGGGCCAAGUGAGAUACAGUCUUGUAGAUAAUGGUGAUGGAAGUUUUGAUGUAGAUAAACUGAGCGGUGCCAUACGUAUUGUGCAAAAUCUGGAUUUUGAGAAGCGGCAACUGUACAACUUGACAGCUCGAGCAAAGGACAAAGGAAAACCAGUUUCGUUGUCUUCUACCUGCUACAUUGUGAUUGAGGUGGUUGAUGUAAAUGAGAAUUUGCAUCCCCCGUAUUUUUCUUCCUUUGUCGAUAAAGGAGUUGUGAAAGAAGACGCACCAAUAGGCACUUCAGUUCUGAAAAUUACGGCUUUCGAUGAGGACACUGGCAGAGAUGGAGAAAUCCGUUACUCUAUCAGAGAUGGAACAGGCCUUGGUGUCUUCCAAAUUGAUGAGGAAAGCGGUGUUAUUAGAACUCAAGAUCUUCUGGACCAUGAGACUACAUCCCACUAUUGGCUUACUGUCUAUGCAUCAGAUCAAGGGGUUGUCCCAUUGUUUUCCUUCAUUGAGGUUUAUAUUGCAGUUGAAGAUGUAAACGAUAAUGCACCACUAACAUCGGAACCAAUCUAUUACCCACAAAUUAUAGAGAACUCUCCUAAGGAUACUUCUGUCAUGCAAGUUGAAGCCGUUGACCCAGACUCUACUUCCAGUGACAAACUCAGUUAUAAAAUUACAAGUGGAAACCCGCAAGGCUUUUUUGCCAUUAACUCCAAAACCGGCCUGGUUACAACUACUUCACGAAAACUAGACCGAGAACAGCAGGCAGAACACAUACUUGAGAUUACAGUCACAGACAACGGUGAACCUCCAAAAUCAACAGUUAUUCGAGUUGUGGUGAAAGUUUUGGAUGAAAAUGAUAACAAGCCAAACUUUUUGGAAAAAAUCUAUAAAAUUAAGCUUCCUGAGCGUGAAAAAGCUGAGCGAGAACGCUCAGUAAAGAGGGAACCUAUUUACAGAGUGAUUGCUACUGAUAAGGAUGAAGGACCUAAUGCUGAAAUAUCUUACAGUAUUGAGGAAGGUGAUGAGCAUGGAAAAUUCUUUAUUGAGCCAAAAACUGGAGUGGUUUCUUCCAAAAAGUUUUCCACAGCUGGGGAAUACGAUAUUCUUACAAUCAAAGCAGUGGACAAUGGACGACCUCAGAAGUCUUCCAGCACUCGAUUACACAUUGAGUGGAUAGCAAAGCCUAAGCCAUCUACCAAGCUUCUUGCCUUUGAUGAACCGUUUUUCUCUUUCUCUGUGAUGGAGAGUGAUCCAGUUGCUCAUAUGGUGGGAGUCAUAACCACAGAACCUAUUGACUGUCCUUUAUGGUUUGACAUCACUGGUGGUAACUUUGACAGCAGGUUUGAUGUGGGGAAGGGUAGUGGAACUAUCAUUGUUGCUAGACCCCUUGAUGCAGAGCAGAAAUCAAAUUACAACUUGACAGUGGAGGCAACAGAUGGAAAUAGAUCUAUCACCACUCAGGUCUUUAUCAAAGUAAUUGACACAAAUAACCAUCGACCACAGUUUUCAAAGUCUGUAUAUGAGAUUAACAUACCAGAGGACACUGCACCAGAAACUGAGAUCUUGCAAAUCAGUGCAACGGACAAGGAUGAGAAAAACAAAUUAAUCUUCACUUUGCAAAGCAGUACAGAUCCAAUUAGUCUCAAGAAAUUCCGUCUGGAUCCUGGAACAGGUUCAUUGUAUACAACUGAGAAACUGGACCAUGAAACCAUGCAAAAACAUACUCUGACUGUAAUGGUCCGAGACCAGGAUGUCCCAGUGAAACGCAACCUUGUACGAGUAAUUGUUAUUGUUGAAGACAGCAAUGACCAUGCUCCAUGGUUCACUAGAUCGACUUAUAAAGGCCGAGUAUUUGAGUCUGCUGCUGUGGGUUCUGCUGUGGUGCAGGUCACGGCAAUGGACAAAGAUAAAGGAAAGAAUGCUGAAAUUGUGUACUCUAUUGAGUCAGGCAACACUGCUAACUCCUUUGCUGUUGAUCCAGUCCUUGGCAUUAUUAAAGUGGCAAAAGAGCUUGACCGAAGUAAUAAAAAUCAGUAUGAAAUUAUAGUUAAAGCGGCAGAUAAGGGAAAUCCUCCAUUAAGCACAUUGACAGAAGUUAAUAUUUUUGUGACAAUCUCUGAUAACGCAAAGCCAAAAUUUACAAUGAAUGAGUACUUGACAGAAAUCAGUGAAACAGCAAUUAUUGGAAGUUCUGUUGGAUUAGUUGCAACAUAUAGUCAAUCAUCAGUGGUUUAUGAAAUAAAAGAUGGGAAUACAGGAAGUGCAUUUGACAUUAAUCCAAACUCUGGUGUUGUCUUCACUCAGAAGAUCCUUGAUUAUGAAUCACUGCCUUCAUACAAGUUGACUAUUCAAGCUACAAAUAUGGUUGGUUUAUCUACAAAUACAACAAUGCAGAUUCACCUUCUAGAUGAGAAUGAUAAUGCACCAGCUUUUAUCCAAGAGGAGUACACAGGACUUAUUGGCGAAUUUGCUCCGCCGAAUAGCGUGGUUUUAACUGCUGAGAAUACACCACUCGUAAUCCGGGCCACAGAUGUGGACAAAGGAUCAAAUGCAAUGCUUAUUUAUCAAAUAGUAGAACCAUCUGCUCAACAAUUUUUUUCAAUAGAUGCCAGCACAGGUGCCAUUCGAACAGUAUCAAGCCUGGAUUAUGAGCAAAAUAAUAUAUUCUAUUUUACAGUGCAGGUUCAUGAUAAGGGAAAACCACAGUUGUUUGCAGAAAAUGCAGCUAAUGUAACAAUCCAGGUAACAGAUGUGAAUGACUGUUCACCAGUUUUUAGUAAAGAUAUUUAUGAAGCUUCAGUAUUGUUGCCAACAUAUAAAGGAGUUCAAGUACUUGCAGUAAAUGCAACAGAUGCAGAUUCUGAGCCUAAUUCAAGAAUUAUAUAUUCAAUAACUGAAGGGAACAUAGGAGAGAAGCUUAGGAUUGAUACUGAUUCUGGAAUCAUUUCUAUUCAAAACACCACACAGCUGAGAAGCAGAUAUGAGCUUACAGUCCGGGCAUCUGAUGGAAGAUAUGCUGCCACAGCUUAUGUCAAAAUCAAUGUGAAAGAAAGCAAAGAAAACAAUUUUAGGUUUACUCAGAAGUCAUAUAAUGGAACAGUUCUUGAAAACUCUUCAGAGCCUAAAACAGUUGCAAUUAUUUCACCAGUAGGCAACCAAAUAAAUGAACCAUUAUUUUAUCAAAUUUUGAAUCCAGACAGAAGAUUUAAAAUAAACCCUACUUCUGGAGUUUUAUCAACUACUGGUAUACCUUUUGACCAUGAGGAACAAAAUAUUUAUGAUGUGGUUGUGGAAGUGACUGAAGAGGGGAUGCUUUCAAGAGUUUCCCAUGUGUUAGUGAAGGUCUUUGUGGAAGAUGUCAAUGAUAAUUUUCCAAAGUUUGUAAAUCUGCCAUAUUAUGCACUUGUUCAGGCAGAUGCAGAGAUUGGCUAUGUUAUUCUCUCUGUUACUGCUGUAGAUAAAGACUCAGGACAGAAUGGAAAUGUUUACUAUUACUUAAAAGAACACCAUGAGUACUUUCAGAUUUCUCCAGUGGGUGAAAUCACACUGAAAAAGGGCCUUGAUGCAGAUAGUAUAAAUGCAAAAUAUGUCAUCACAGUAGUGGCAAAAGAUGGGGGAGAACCAGCUCUUUCUACUGAAGUUGACGUUCCUAUUACUGUAGUCAAUAAGGCCAUGCCAGUUUUUGAAAAGCCCUUUUAUAAUAUUGAAGUUCCAGAGAAUAUUCGUUUUCAGGCUCCAGUAUUACAUGUUCAAGCCAACAGUUCUGAUGGACUGCGGAUUAUGUACACUAUCACAGAAGGCGAUCCUUUAGGUCAUUUUGCAAUAGACUUUCACACUGGCGUCAUACAUGUAGUUGGGCCUCUAGAUUUUGAAACACAUCCAGCAUAUAAACUAAGUGUGAGAGCUACAGACUCACUAACUGGAGCUCAUCGAGAAGUAUUUGUGGAUGUAAUUUUGGAAGAUAUAAAUGACAACCCACCAAUAUUCAAUGAGACUUCCUACUCUGCCAUACUUUCAGAAGCUUCAGUAAUUGGUACAUCAGUGGUUCAGGUUGCUGCCAGAGACUCUGACUCUGGGAUCAAUAAAUUUAUCUCCUAUCAAAUACUUCAAGCUGAUGGAAAGAAUUCAGGUUCAUUUUUCAUAGAUAGCACUAAUGGUAUCAUUUGGACUUCUAAAUUGUUAGACUAUGAGGAGCAGCGCCAACAUACAUUGUUAAUUAGAGCUACUGAUGGAGGUGUACCUGCUCUCAGCAGUGAUGUCUUAGUUACAAUAUAUGUAACUGACCUUAAUGAUAAUCCUCCCAUAUUUACACAACAGGUUUAUGAGGCAACGGUGAGUGAGCUUGCCACACGUGGACAAUUUGUAACACAAGUUCUUGCGUUUGAUGCAGACUCCUCUGAUGUGUAUAAAUUAGAAUACUCUAUUCUAACUGGAAAUGAACAUAUGAAUUUUGAAAUUGGUAGAAAAACUGGAAUGGUGGCAGUGUCCAACCACAGAAAAGAAAAAAUGUCCCCAUUUUAUAACCUCAGUGUAUCUGUCACUGAUGGAGUUUUCAGAAGUACCGCACAGCUCAAGGUCACAGUGAAUGGAGCUAAUUUUCACAGUCCAUCUUUUGUCCAGAAUGAAUAUGAAGUAGAACUAUCUGAAAAUUCUGCAAUAGGAACAUUUGUAAUUGAGGUAAAAGCUACUGAUGAGGAUUCUGGCAUUUAUGGUCAGGUGUCAUAUUUUAUUGUCAAUGAUCAUGCAAAAGACAAGUUUUCAAUAAAUGAGCAUGGACAGAUAUUCACACUUGAAAAGCCUGACCGUGAGAAUACCCUAGAGAAAGUUAUUACUAUAAGCCUGAUUGCUAAGGAUGGUGGGGGCAAGGUCGGAUUUUGUAGAAUUAAUGUAAUAUUGACUGAUGAAAAUGACAAUACUCCACAGUUUAGGGCUCUUGAAUAUAAGAUAAAUAUAGCAUCUGAUGCAUUGAGGGGCACCUCAGUUAUCAAAGUUGUAGCCUCUGAUAUUGAUGAAGGCAGCAAUGCAGAUAUAACUUACACUAUUGAAUCUGAUUCUGAUAGUGUUGCUGAAAACUUUGAAAUUGAUCCAUUUAGUGGAGUCAUAAUUACAAAAGAGAGUCUAAUUGGGCUUGAAAAUGAACUCUAUGCAUUUUAUGUCCGGGCAAAGGAUGAUGGAAUUCUACCAAAGGAAUCUGUUGUUCCAAUUUAUAUUAGAAUCCUUAGUCCUGAAGUGCCAUUUCCCAAGUUUGUGGAGCCGCAUUAUUCAUUUGCAAUCCCAGAGGACCUCCCAAUUGGAUCGGAAAUUGAUGUCAUUCAGGCAGAGAGUGAUCAGCCUUUGGUCUACAGCCUCAUAAAAGGAAAUACUCCUGAAAGUAACAGGGAUGAAGUUUUUGUUGUUGACAAGGAUACUGGCAGACUGAAGCUUGAAAAAAACUUGGACCACGAAACCACCAAAUGGUAUCAGCUUUCACUUUUAGCACAGUACACUUAUGAUAACUAUGAAGUUGUCUCUUUAGUUGAUAUAAGCAUUCAAGUUAAGGAUGGUAAUGACAACAGCCCUGUUUUUGAGUCUAACCCAUAUAAAGCAUUUAUUGCUGAAAAUCUCCAAGGAGGAACACGUGUAAUCCAACUCAAAGCUAAUGAUUUAGAUUCUGGCACCAAUGGGCAAGUGUUGUAUAGCUUGGCACAAAAUCAGGAAAAUGAAGAACUUGUAGAGCUUUUUGCUAUUAAUAGUGAAACUGGAUGGCUUAUAACACUGAAAGAGCUUGACCAUGAAAAACAGGACCUGUACAGGAUUACUGUGAUAGCAUCUGAUCGUGGUGAAAAGGAACAGCAUAUUGCUAGCACUGUAGUGGAAGUGAUUGUUACAGAUGUAAAUGAUAACCCUCCACGGUUUACUGCAGAGAUUUACAAGGGAACCGUGAGUGAAGAUGAUCCACCUGGUGGUGUUAUUGCAAUUCUGAGUACAACUGAUGCAGACACAGAAGAAGUCAACAAACAAGUGGAUUUUUACAUUACAGGAGGAGACCCUCAGGGACAAUUUGCUAUUGAACACAUUCAGAAUGAAUGGAAGGUCUAUGUCAGAAGGCCUCUUGAUAGAGAAGAGAAAGACAAUUACCUCCUAAAUAUCACUGCAACUGAUGGGACGUUUGUGGCAAAAGCAGUGGUUGAGGUUAAGGUCCUUGAUGCAAAUGACAAUAGUCCUGUUUGUGAAAAGAUGGUCUAUACUGAAACUGUUCCUGAAGAUGCUUUCUCAGGCAAGCUGAUUUUACAAGUUUCUGCAGCUGAUGCAGAUAUCCGAUCAAAUGCUGAGAUCUCGUACAAACUAUUUGGAGUUGGAGCUGAAAAAUUCAUCUUAGACGCUGAUACAGGUGAACUCAAAACAUUUGCACCUCUUGACAGAGAAAAGGAUGCUGUAUAUAAUCUAAUUGUUAAAGCAGUAGAUGGGGGAGGUAAUUUUUGCAAGGCUGAUAUUACUUUAUAUUUGGAAGAUGUGAAUGACAAUGCCCCAGAAUUUUCUUCAGAUCCAUUUUCGGUAACAGUAUUUGAGAAUACAGAACUUCAGACACCAUUGGCAAGAAUACAAGCAACAGAUCCUGAUUCAGGGGCCAAUGGCAAGAUUCUUUAUUCUUUUGUGGAUUCUGCAGAUGGCCAUUUCUCCAUUGACGAAUUGUCUGGCAUUAUUAGUCUUGAGAAGCCACUUGAUAGGGAAAUACAAGCCAUUUAUACUCUUACUGUGAAAGCCACAGACCAAGGAUCCCCUCGAAGGCUUUCCACUGUAUGUUCUGUUACAGUAUCUGUGCUGGACAUUAAUGACAAUCCACCUGUGUUUGAACACAGGGAAUAUGUUGCAAAUGUUUCAGAGGAUGUAACUGUUGGAACACAGAUUAUGCAGGUUUUUGCAACAAGCAGGGACAUUGAAGCAAAUGCAGAAAUUGUGUAUUCCAUAAUAAGUGGAAAUGAACAUGGCAAAUUUAGUAUUGAUUCUAACACAGGUGCCAUUUUUGUGAUUGAAGAUCUGGAUUAUGAAAAAUCUCAUGAAUAUUAUUUAUCAGUAGAAGCUACUGAUGGAGGAUCACCCCCUCUUAGUGAUGUAGCAACUGUUAAUAUCAAUCUGACUGAUGUUAAUGACAAUGCACCAAAAUUCAGCCGAGACAUCUAUGCAGCAGUGAUAAAUGAAGAUGCUGUCCCGGGUCAACUGGUUAUCACGGUCAUUGCUGAUGAUAUUGAUGGGCCCUCUAAUAAUCACAUUCACUAUUCAAUUGUAAAUGGAAAUCAAGGCAGUCCAUUCUCUAUUGAUUCUAAUAAAGGAGAGGUGAAGGUAGCCAGGCAGUUAGACAGAGAGAAGAUCUCUGGAUAUACACUAAUGGUACAAGCAACAGACAAUGGAAACCCCCCAAGGUUUAACACUACAACAAUAAAUAUAGACGUUUCUGAUGUGAAUGACAACCCUCCUGUUUUUUCACAAGCAAAUUACAGCAUCAUCAUUCAGGAGAACAGACCUGUUGGUACCAGUGUGCUCCAGCUGUUGGUGACAGAUAAAGAUGCUUCUCACAAUGGCCCUCCAUUCUCAUACACAAUUAUGAGUGGAAAUGAAGAAAAUGUGUUUGAAAUUAACCAGCUGGGAGUACUGGCUGUCUCAGCUUCACUUGCUCAUGAUAAAAAUGAUCACUAUUUACUACAUGUUCAGGUGGCUGACAAUGGUAAACCGCAGUUGUUUUCAACUACUUUCAUCAGUAUUAGAGUUAUUGAAGAAAGUAUUUAUCCUCCAGCUAUACUUCCACUAGAAAUAUUCAUAACAACCCAUGGUGAGGAAUAUAUGGGAGGAGUCAUUGGAAAGAUUCAUGCCACAGACCAGGAUAUUUAUGACACUCUUACCUACAAUCAAGGUUCCAAGACUGAAAGUUUGUUCUCUGUCUCAAGCACAGAUGGAAAACUGAUUGCCCGCAAAGGAUUAGAUGUAGGACAAUACUCUCUGAAUGUUACUGUCACAGAUGGAAAGUUUACAGUGGCAGCUGACAUUAAUGUACACAUAAAACAGAUCACUCAAGAAAUGCUCAAUCAUUCCAUUGGUUUUAGAUUUGCAAAUAUUGCACCUGAAGAAUUCAUUGGGGACUAUUGGAGGAAUUUCCAAAGGGCUGUUAGAAACGUUUUGGGGGUAAAGAGAAAUGAUAUUCAGAUUCUUAGCCUUCAACCUCAGGAACAGACUUCUAAUCUGGACCUCCUGCUUGCUGUCGAGAAGUCAGGUAGUUUUGUGCACUCACAUGAUGUACUUUUUCGAAAGCUCAACAAUUCAGUGGCAGAAAUUGAAGAGAUGACUGGAGUUCGGAUUCUCAAAGUAAUCAAGAAACUUUGCUCAGGAUUGGAGUGUCCAUUAAAGUUUUGUGAUGAAAUGAUCACUUUAAAUAAGAGUUUGAUGUCAACUUACAGCACAGCCAGAUUGAGUUUUGUUACUGCUCGUCACCAAAGAAGUUCAGUAUGUCUCUGUAAAGGUGGCAAAUGCCCUGCAGCAGUGAAGCUGUGUGAAGGUAAUUCAUGCCCGGAAGGUACAGAAUGUGUCCCAGAUCAGAGAGAAGGAAGGUACAGCUGUGUGUGUCCAGGUGGCAAGCAUGGAAAAUGCUUAGGAGGGCAGUCUUUGACAUUCAGUGGCAACAGCUAUAUUAAGUACAGACUCAUGGAGAAUGAAAAUAAGGAAGAAAUGAAGCUGUCCUUGAAACUGAGAACAUAUUCUUCACAUGCAAUUGUGAUGUACGCCAAAGGAACUGACUAUAGCAUUCUUGAAAUCAGCAAUGGUAGAUUACAAUACAAAUUUGACUGUGGCAGUGGUCCUGGGAUUGUGUCUGUGCAUAGCAUCCUGGUUAAUGAUGGUGAAUGGCAUUCUGUGCAGCUGGAAGUGGAUGGAAACUAUGCCAAACUGAUCCUAGACAGGGUUCAUACAGCAUCGGGAACCGCUCCUGGUACAUUACGCACACUCAAUCUGGAUAAUAAUAUCUUCUUUGGUGGCCAUAUUCGUCAACAUGGUUCAAGACAUGGGCGAAGUCCACAAGUCAUCAAUGGUCUGAGAGGCUGCAUGGAAUCUAUUUUUCUUAAUGGUCAAGAGCUACCUUUAAACAGCAAGCCACGAGUCUAUGCAGUUAUGGAUGAGACUGUGGAGGUCACGCCAGGAUGUUCACUUGCACCAGAGGAAAGCUGUUCCACCAAUACAUGCUUAAAUGGUGGCACAUGUUCACCCCUUCCCAACGGAGGUUAUUUUUGCAAAUGCAGCACUCUGUUCAUGGGAACUCACUGUGAAAUCAGUGCAAGUCCCUGUGCCUCUAACCCAUGCCUGUAUGGUGGAACCUGCAUUGCUGUUAAUGACGAUUUUAUCUGCCAGUGUAGAGGCCAGUACUCUGGCCAGAGGUGUCAGCUGGGUCCAUACUGCAAAGAUAAUCCAUGCAAAAACAGUGGAAAAUGUAUUGACAGUCUUGAUGGUCCUGUUUGUGAAUGUGAGCUGGGGUUUCACGGAGAGAGAUGUCUCAGUGAUGUGGAUGAAUGUGUUAAAAACCCUUGCCAUAAUGGAGGAGUAUGUGAAAAUACAUACGGAUCAUACCAUUGUAAUUGUAGUAUUGGAUAUGGUGGCAAUUUAUGUGAUGUACCUGUUUUCCCAACAAAUGAAUAUGUUUCAUCAUCAUGGAAUAUUGGCCUUGAAGAAGUGAUAGGAAUCAUUGUCUUUGUUGCAAGCAUAUUCCUUUUGGUUUUACUUUUUGUCAUCUUCCGGAAAAGAGUAUGCAAACGGAAGAAUUCAAAACAAGAAGAGAAGGAUAAACAUACUGGAGCUGCCACUUCCUUCUUGCAGCGACCAUACUUUGAUUCAAAAGUAAGCAAGAAUGUGUAUUCUGAUGUCCCCCCUCAAGUUCCAGUACGGCCUAUUUCUUAUACUCCAAGCAUUCCAAGUGAUUCCAGAAAUAAUUUGGACAGAAAUUCCUUUGAGGGUUCUGCCAUUCCAGAGCAUCCAGAGUUCAGUACUUUCAAUCCUGAUGCAGUGCAUGGCCACAGAAAAGCAGUGGCCGUUUGUAGUGUGGCUCCAAACCUGCCUCCACCUCCGCCCUCGAAUUCUCCAUCAGAUAGUGAUUCCAUUCAGAAACCCAGUUGGGACUAUGACUAUGAUUCUAAAGUUGUAGAUCUUGAUCCUUGCCUCUCAAAAAAGCCUAUUGAAGACAGUGCUUGUCACACUUACAACACUCGUGGAAGUAUGUCUGAAGUUCAUUCCCUCAGUUCCUUUCAGUCAGAACUUUGUGAUGACAAUGAGUCUCUUGCGGCUCAUGACCUCAGGAAUCAAAGAGGGUAUCACUGGGACACAUCAGAUUGGAUGCCAAAUGUUCAGCUUCCUGGUAUCCAGGAAUUUCCACAGUAUGAAGUCGUUGAAGCACCAGCCCCACUUUAUACAGAUCCUAAUGUCAUCGACACAGACUAUUAUCCAGGGGGUUAUGACAUUGAAAGUGACUUCCCACCGCCGCCAGAUGACUUCCCUCCACAUGAUGAACUGCCGCCAUUACCAGAGUAUGACGAUCAGUUUGAAUCAGCCCCACCGGUUCGAGACUUGUCCAGUGCAGGAAGUCUGGGUUCAUCUUCACAAAGCAGGCAGCAUUACAAUUUUAGCAAGUACUUGGCACAUCCCCAUUACACCACUGAAUUGUCAGGAACUCAAAGCACAUCCAUUGGAACAAAUCAUUACAGAGGAACAUACCCAUCGUACACUUUAGAGUACAGUGGAGACUUUGACACCCCUAAUGUAGAUAACAUGUCCAUGUCAUUGUAUACAUCUACAGCCUCCUGCUCUGAUGUAUCGGCAUGCUGUGAGGAGUCAGAAGUCAUGAUGAGUGACUAUGAAAGUGGGGAUGAAGGCCAUUUUGAUGACGUUACCAUUCCCUCUUUGGAUCCCCAACAACAUACUGAAGUCUGACACUAUAUUGAAACUCAAGUGCCUGGACCCUUAAACAGAAUUCACUCAUUUGUCCUUAAUACACCCAACAAAUUAUUCCUGCCCGUUCAAAGACUAUUUAUAAGCUGAUUUCACAUUCUGGUUAAGAAAGGCUAUAGUGGGGAAGUGUCAUCUUGCCUCCUUCAUUUGUCCUGUCUCCUGCAGUACUGGAAACUUUAAAAUAGCAAAUUUCUCUGGCUGUGCCAUUGGUCGUGUGUGUAUCUUUCUGCGCAGACUUUGAAGGAAGUUAGAAACAGGUGUAUAAUUCACAACAAAAGACUAUUCAAUUAAAUAUCUGUAUUUAUAUAGUUCUAAUGCAGAGACUAAUUUUUUUAAUUCCACAUCAUUCAAUUUUAUGUAAAUUUCAAUGUACAGUUUUGAUUUAAAGAUUUAAAUAGGUUUUGUAGAUAUUUUUUUUAAAUAAAAUAGUGGUGUGAUUUAUUAUAUUAGCACCCAGAGACAAAUAGUUAAUGGGAUUUCACUGUAUCUUCAUCACUGAAGUUCUUCAAGAUUAUUUCCAUAAACUUACCAAAAUCAAGCUGUAUAUGGUGUGUGUAACCUUUUGCUACUUGUUAUUUUUUUGGGGUGGGACAGGUCAGGGGCUGACACGUUGGAAAUGUCUUAAAAGAGUGACUGCAUUUUUGUAAGCUGAAAGUUUAUUAUUAUGAUUAUAAUUAUUUUUUUUGUUCUUCUGAAACAUGGAUCCCACUAUCAAGCCAACUGCAACACAAGAGUGUUCAGGUAUCUGGACAUGUAUGACAGGCUCGUCUUUUAUGGAAUAGCUCAAUCUUUCCUAUUGGCAAUAAAUUAUUAAUAAAAUGAGUAUGUGUUUGUUCAUUUUACCCAAUUGCAGAAAUGAUUUAGGUGUUUGUCUUUCUAUUUUAAAUGCAAUAUUUUCCAAAAAAUAAAACUUAAAACACCAUUGUUAUUGUAAAGAAAACAAGAGCAGGCAUUGACUAGAAGAAUAUGUUCUAAUAAAAAUUCUUUAUUUUGUCUUUA